AUAAUAUUGUGGAUCUGAACGACCAACCAGGACAGAGAGUCCACGCUUUCUUUCUUCAACUUCACUUCACUUCAUUCACUUUGUAUCUGUCCCAAAUCCCAAUUCCACAUUCUCUCUUCAAAAUCCCGCAAACUUGCUCAACAUAUUCAAUCAUCACUCACUUCCAAAAAUGCUACUUUGAUCUGUGUCUCAUUCAGGUUUGAUAAGCUUUUGUUUCUCCUUCAUAUAUCUUCUUUUAAAAAUAUGAUCUUUUUCUGAUUUGAUGCAAUGAAACUCAAAUUUCUCAUUGAAAUUUGACAAAAUAACCAAUUGGGUCUCUUAGUUAAGUCUAAUUCUCAAGAAAACUUUUUGACUUCAUUCAAUUUGUUUGAAUCAUGAAGUUGACAUUUUUACCUAUAGCUCUUUCUUUUCUUUGUGAAUUGUUGGUUAUUGUUGUAGCUAGUUCAGAAUUUCCUGAGGAAAUGUAUAGAUUUGAUAGGAAAUCUCACGUGGGCUAUAAGUAUGAUAGAAUUGAUGAAGUUCGGAAACAAUGUGCUUUUGUUUUAUCUGCUGCAUCUGAAUUGAGGUUUGAUUAUGGUGGUGUUGUUGGUAUGAAAGGAGAACUUUCUUUUGUUAAUGGGGAUUGGAUUCAGGAUGUUGGUAAGUUUCCUAUUAUGCCAUUUGAUGAUAGGAAUGAGAAUUUGCCGGGGGGUUUGUCUGGAGAUCGGCGUGGUAGUCCGAUGAAAUUGGUGUCUUUUAGGGUAACAGAUGUUGAUCAUGCUCAUAGGUUGAAAAAGUCGAUUCCUAUUAAUGGUUUCAUGGCGAUGGGAAUUACUAGAGAUGGUAAUUUUAUGGACAAUGUGUAUGAUAAUGGGAAUCUUGAUUUUCGCUUAUGGCCUGGACAUUCUCAGCUUUCGUUUCCCUUUCAAGGGGUUUACACUGAAUCGAAGAGAAACGGUGGGGAGAGGGUGUUGUGUUUGCUAGGGAACACCAUGCUUCCAACUCGAGAAACCAAUCCUGCGAAUCCAUGGGAGUGGAUGAAAAAUCCCAGUGAUGUACCUAUGUCAGAAGAUGAUCAAAUUUUGUUGGUUCUUCGAUAUCCAUUGACAUUCACUUUGACGAAUAGGAUGAUAACUGGAGAGUUAAGAAGUUUGAACCGUGAUUCGAAUCCUAAAUACUUUGAUGUGGUUCACAUAUCCUCGCAGUUGGGUAGCUCAGCCAAGUUCACAUUUGACUCCCAACAUAUUUUAUCCAAAGCAUGUGAUCCCUAUCCGUAUAAAGAUAACAUGACAGAUAAUGUCAUUAGUGUCUACAAAGGGCCAAGGUUUUGUGAAAUCCUUGAAGAAGUUACUAGAGAUAAACCUUUAUCUGUUGUGCCAAACUGGAGAUGCAAUGGUACAGAUGAUUUCUGCAGUAGAUUAGGUCCUUUUGUUUCGGAUGAGGGAAUCAAAUCGACACAUGGAGGCUUUCAAGAUGUUAUACUUUAUAUGCAGGAUGUUAUCUGUGAGCAAGCAGCUGGUCAUAGUAAUACUGGUUCCACUAAGGUGUCUGCGGUUUUUAGAGCGGUUUCUCCAUCCGAGAAUCGAUACAAUGCAGCAAAGAGAUCCGGUGUCAACAACAUGUCUCUUGCAACCGAAGGAAUCUGGAAAUCUUCUAGUGGACAGCUUUGCAUGGUUGGUUGCCUUGGACUUGUCGAUGCCAAAGGGAGUAACUGUAAUACUCGGAUUUGUUUGUAUAUACCUACAACUUUCUCCAUAAAACAACAUAGCAUCAUUUCGGGAACUUUGUCUCCUAUUAAUAACAAUAGUGCCUUUUUUCCUCUAUCAUUUGAACAGCUUGUGUUACCUACAGAACUCUGGAAUUAUUUCACGUUCACUCAUCCGAAUUACAGUUACUCAAAAAUUAAUAUUGCUGGCGCUGUCCUUGAGAAAAACGAGCCGUUCACUUUUUCAACUGUCAUUAAGAAAUCGUUGCUAACUUUCCCUAAACUUGAAGAUGAGACAUUUCAAGAUAGUAUCUCCCUUCUUUCAGAAGAUCUCACUUUUCAUGUCUCAGGUUUUCCCGAUCCUAUGCCUCGUGUGCAGGCCCCGAGAGUUGAUAUUCAGAUGGAGAUUCUCUCGGUUGGACCCAUGUUUGGGCGUUAUUGGCACGCUCAAAAUGGUUCAACCGGGGAACAACAAGAAACACCAUAUCAUGCAAAUGCUGCAGAAUAUACUGAAAAGCAGCUUCUUUUAAAUGUAUCUGCACAACUGAGUCUUAGUGGGAAAGGUUAUGGUAAUUUUUCUGCACUUUUUCUCGAGGGUCUUUAUGAUCCACAUGUUGGAAAGAUGUAUCUUAUUGGUUGCAGAGACGUGCGAGCAUCGUGGAAUGUCUUAUAUCAGAGCUAUGAUCUUGAGUCUGGAAUGGACUGUUUAAUUGAGGUGGUCGUUUCCUAUCCUCCGACGACAACUCGGUGGCUAGUCAACCCCACUGCCACAAUUUCUAUAGGAAGUCAAAGGACCGACGAUGAUACUCUUCGGUUCAAUACAAUAAAGCUCCAAACCUUUCCAAUCAUAUACAGAAAGCAACGUGAGGAUGUCCUCUCACACAGAGGCGUUGAAGGGAUUCUCCGGAUCUUAACACUUACAUUGGCAGUUGGUUGCAUUUUAAGCCAACUUUUUUACAUAAAGCACAAUGUGGAUUCUCUUCCAUAUAUAUCUCUUGUUGUGCUAGGUGUUCAGUCUCUUGGUUAUAGCAUUCCUCUAGUCACAGAUGCAGAAGCUCUUUUCAAGAGAGUGGUUUCCGAAUCAUAUGAUGUGUCGUCAUCUGGUACUUUGGAGAACAGUGAGUGGCUCCAUAUCAUUGAUUACACUGUGAAACUUUUGUUGAUUGUAUCGUUGCUGCUAACCCUGCGGCUUUUUCAGAAAGUGUGGAAGUCGCGGAUCAGAUUGCAAACACGCACCUCUUCUGAGCCGCAUUGUGUCCCCAGUGAUAAAAAAGUACUUCUUUGUACCUUCAGCUUACAUCUCAUUGGUUACAUAGUUGUUCUAGUAAUUCACGCCACAAAAACCAGUCAGAAGAAUCUUAGAACAGAGAAAUAUGUGUAUGCUAAAGAGAAUUCUCAUACGUUGCCGGGUUGGGCGACGGAAUUGGAAGAAUAUGCAGGUCUUGUCCAAGACUUUUUCUUGUUUCCCCAAAUCAUUGGAAACUUAAUAUGGCAAAUCCAUUGCAAACCACUCAGGAAACUGUAUUUCAUUGGAAUCACUGUAGUAAGACUUCUUCCUCAUAUAUAUGAUUACAUUCGAGCUCCAGUUCUAAAUCCUUACUUUUCCGAGGACUCAGAAUUUAUCAACCCAAGUUUGGAUUUUUACUCAAAAUUUGGUGACAUUGCCAUUCCUGUGACUGCAAUUAUUCUUGCAAUUUUGGUCUAUAUUCAACAAAGAUUGGGCUAUGACAAGCUGAGUCAGGUUCUGACAUUUGGGCAGUAUAAGCUUCUUCCUACUUUUAGAUAUGAAAGGUUGGAUUCUAAGUCCUUUGAAACUGAACUAGUUCCAGGUAGCAAUGGUGGUGGUGAAAAUAAGAAAGAACAAGUUGAUGAAGAAUGAAUGUAGACACUAAUUUGUGUUACUGACAAAAAACUGCUGUAUUGUAUACUUACAUCAUUACAUGCAUGAAAAGUAGGAAUGAGUUUUUUGGGGGAAUGUAUUAUAUUGUGUAUGAGAGGUUUACUUUUAUAUACAGAAUAAACAAGUAAAUUGUGGUUUUAGUGUUCACUUUUGA
Medicago truncatula (barrel medic) is the source of this 3738-nucleotide messenger RNA. RefSeq lists its product as uncharacterized. The record is from RefSeq and is a predicted model, not a curated record. The transcript has a single exon. The coding region runs from base 375 to 3563 and encodes 1062 amino acids. Gene Ontology annotation, cellular component: intracellular membrane-bounded organelle. Lineage: Eukaryota; Viridiplantae; Streptophyta; Magnoliopsida; Fabales; Fabaceae.